Molecule: messenger RNA, 453 nt
Organism: Macrosiphum euphorbiae (potato aphid)
Lineage: Eukaryota; Metazoa; Arthropoda; Insecta; Hemiptera; Aphididae
Source: the annotation of a GenBank genome assembly
AUGUCCGAAGAAGUUGUAAUCUCAAUGAUAAGAGUGAUCGGAGAAAUGAUAUUAUUAAAACAUAAAAAACGAGGUUUAAAAAAAAAAAAAGAGUGGGUAAGAAAAUGGAUACAAAGGCGGAAUAACUUGGGUGUUACAAAUACAUUAAUUAAAGAACUUGCAAUUGAGGACCACAAAAGUUUUUAUAACUUUUUAAGAAUGAAUGAAGAAAUGUUUGACACAUUACUUAAUAAAGUUUCUAAAAGGAUCCAAAAAGAGGAUACAGUUAUGAGGAAUGCUCUCCCAGCAAAUUUAAAAUUACAAGUUGCUUGUAGAUUUUUAGCUACAGGUGACUCACUUGCGUCUCUACAGUAUUUAUAUAGAGUACCAAAAUGUAGCAUAAGUAAAUUCCUACCAGAGGUUUUUGACGCUAUUUAUGAAGCAUUGCAGGAUUAUAUCAUGGUAAGAAUAUAA